AUGGCGACUUUCCUCGAGACUUCGUACAGUUUGGUACACCAGGACAAUGCGGCCGAUCAGCCCUCGCAGCAGGACCUCAAGACGCAGCUGGAAAAGGGCACAGAUGAUUCCAAGGUGGAGACGAUGAAGCGCAUCUUGACAAUUAUGCUCAAUGGGGACCCAAUGCCGAACCUCCUCAUGCACAUCAUCCGCUUCGUCAUGCCAUCGAAGAGCAAGCCAUUGAAGAAGCUGUUAUACUUGUACUACGAAAUAUGUCCGAAGCUGGAUGCUGCUGGGAAGCUGAAGCAGGAGAUGAUUUUGGUUUGCAACGGCAUUCGAAUGGACCUCCAACAUCCUAACGAGUACAUCCGCGGCAACACCCUUCGCUUCCUCUGUAAGCUACGCGAGGCCGAGCUCAUCGAACCACUCCUCGCUCCCGCCCGAGCUUGCCUCGAGCACCGUCAUUCCUACGUUCGUAAGAACGCGGUCUUCGCCAUCGCCUCGAUCUACACACACUCCGAGGCUCUCAUGCCAGACGCACCGGAGCUGAUUCAGGCCUUCCUCGAGGGCGAGAGUGACAACACCUGCAAGCGGAACGCUUUCGCUGCUCUUCUCAGCAUCAGUCAUGAGAAGGCCUUGGAGUACUUGAGCGGCGUGUUCGAGGGCAUUCCCAAUGCAAGCGAACUUCUGCAAUUGGUCGAGCUGGAGUUCAUUCGGAAAGAUGCGGUUCAAAAUCAACAGAAUAAGGCACGAUACUUGCGAUUGAUCUUCGACUUGUUGGAAGCAAAGGACUCGACAGUCGUAUAUGAGGCAGCGUCUUCCCUCGUCGCGCUUACGAGCAACCCUGUGGCGGUCAAGGCAGCAGCGUCCAAGUUCAUUGAGCUCAGCAUCAAGGAGUCGGACAACAAUGUAAAGCUCAUUGUGCUCGAGAAGGUCAAUUCGCUGCGCAAAGCGAACGAGGGCAUCCUGGACGACUUGACCAUGGAGAUUCUGCGUGUCCUUUCGAGCCCGGAUCUGGACGUGCGAAGAAAGGCAUUGGAAUUGGCCAUGGAUAUGGUUUCCAGCAAGAAUGUGGAAGAGGUUGUAAUGCUUCUCAAGAAGGAGCUCGCAAAGACCGUGGACGAGCAGUACGAGAAGAACAACGAAUACCGGUCCCUACUCAUCCACUCCAUUCACCAGUGUGCUAUCAAAUUCUCCGAGGUCGCGCAAAGCGUCGUUGGCCUGCUUAUGGAUUUCAUCUCGGAUUUCAACAACGCUUCAGCGAUCGAUGUCAUCUCUUUCGUCAAGGAGGUCGUUGAACGUUUCCCGAAAAUGCGCAGCUCAAUUGUCGAGAGGCUGGUCUCCACGCUUAGCGAAGUCCGGGCUGGCAAGGUGUACAGAGGCAGUCUUUGGAUCAUUGGAGAGUACUCGCUUGAGCAGAACGACAUCAGAGAAGCAUGGAAGACUAUUCGCGCAAGCUUGGGUGAAAUCCCAAUCGUCGCAUCCGAGGCUCGUCUACUGGAGGAGCAGGCCGAUAGCGAAACAGGGGCCAACUCCGAACAAGUGAAUGGUCAUGCAAAGCCUGCUGCUCCUACUGGCUCCCGCAAAGUCCUUGCCGAUGGAACGUAUGCUACUGAAAGCGCCCUUACAAGCCAGUCCUCCGCUAAAGCUAAGCUGGAUGCCGUCAAGGCUGCUCAGAAACCACCACUCCGGCAGCUCAUUCUGGACGGAGAUUACUUCCUCGCAACCGUCUUGUCCUCAACUCUUACAAAACUCGUGAUGCGUCACAACGAAAUUUCCGACGACUCCGCCCGAACAAACGCGCUUCGUGCUGAGGCCAUGCUCAUCAUGAUCUCCAUAAUCCGCGCUGGUCAAUCACAAUUCGUCAAGGCACCAAUUGACGAGGAUUCUGUCGACCGUAUCAUGUCCUGUGUACGGUCGCUUGCCGAAUUCUCCCAGAAGAAGGACCUUGAAGUUGCAUUCCUUGACGACACCAGGAAAGCAUUCGUCAACAUGGUUCAAGUCGAGGAGAAGAAGCGUGCCGAAAAGGAUGCCGUGCUGAAGUCCAAGAGCGCUGUCCAGGUUGAUGAUGUCGUCACAAUCCGACAGCUCAGCAAGAAGAACGCAGUGGAUGGCGCAGAUGAGGCUGUGGUCGAUCUGGAGAAGGCAACUGGCGGCGAUGCAACGACAGAAGAUCUCAGCUCCAAGCUCAGCCGUGUCGUACAACUUACAGGCUUCUCCGACUCUGUGUACGCCGAGGCUUACGUGCAGGUCAACCAGUUCGACAUCAUCUUGGAUGUGCUACUCGUCAACCAGACGCGCGAGACUCUCCAAAAUCUGUCCGUCGAGUUUGCAACUCUCGGUGACCUCAAGGUUGUCGAAAGGCCAACGACUCAGAACUUACCCGGCCUCGACUUCCUCAACGUCCAAGCUACGAUCAAGGUCUCAUCAACCGAUACCGGCGUCAUCUUCGGCAACGUGGUCUACGAUGGCCCAUCUUCGACCGAAUCAAAUGUUGUCAUCCUGAACGACGUUCACGUCGACAUCAUGGACUACAUUCAACCAGCCAACUGCACAGAGACACAAUUCCGAACAAUGUGGACCGAGUUUGAGUGGGAGAACAAGGUCAACAUCAACACCAAGAUGCCUGCUGGUACAGGACUGAGAGACUUCUUGCAACGACUAAUGAAGGUGACCAACAUGAGCUGCUUGACGCCUGAGGCCAGUCUGAAGGGUGACUGCCAAUUCUUGAGCGCGAAUCUGUACGCGAGGAGUGUAUUCGGUGAGGAUGCUCUAGCCAACUUGAGCGUGGAGAAGGAAGGCGAGAAUGGUCCGGUCACUGGCUUCAUGCGGAUACGCAGUCGCUCACAAGGCCUGGCGCUCAGUCUAGGCUCACUGAAAGGUCUGAGCAAGAUUGGCGAAUUGGUUUGAGC
Molecule: messenger RNA, 2891 nt
Organism: Zymoseptoria tritici IPO323
Lineage: Eukaryota; Fungi; Ascomycota; Dothideomycetes; Mycosphaerellales; Mycosphaerellaceae
Product: coatomer subunit beta
Exons: 3
Coding region: 1-2889 (962 amino acids)
Biological process (GO): endoplasmic reticulum to Golgi vesicle-mediated transport; intra-Golgi vesicle-mediated transport; intracellular protein transport
Cellular component (GO): cytoplasm; COPI vesicle coat
Molecular function (GO): structural molecule activity
Source: RefSeq, a predicted model, not a curated record